This is a messenger RNA of Plenodomus lingam JN3, 726 nucleotides long. RefSeq lists its product as uncharacterized. Gene Ontology annotation, biological process: regulation of DNA-templated transcription. Gene Ontology annotation, molecular function: DNA-binding transcription factor activity. NCBI's taxonomy places the organism in Eukaryota, Fungi, Ascomycota, Dothideomycetes, Pleosporales, Leptosphaeriaceae. The record is from RefSeq and is a predicted model, not a curated record.
AUGCAUCGACACGCAACCUACCAGUAUGCCUCUGCUGCACCCACCGCCACACGAUAUUCGGGCACUUCCUCAGCCUUCUCCGCCUCAGCCAACCCCAAUGAAGACUGGACCAAGAUCUCAGAUCUAGCUGAGCGUCGUCGGAUACAGAACCGUAUCGCCCAGCGCAACUACCGCAAGAAGCUCAAGAAGAGGCUCGAAGACUUGGAGCGUCGUGCUGCCUCGAGCUCAGCUUCACCUGAACAGAAGCCUGCCGAGCUACAGAUGCCACAAAGGUCGCCGCGCCAGGAAUUUCCAUCUCCAUCCUCCUCUGACUCCUCCUACACCACCCCACCUGCCGAGGACCGCAUGUUCUCUCACCAGUACACACGCCAGCUCUCCACAAGCCCACCACCCUUCUCCGUUGCCUCGUACUCAUCAACCUACCCAGCUCCAGAGACAGUGGCCUAUUCCAUGCCCUACUCGAGCCCGUCCUACCACCCGAUGCCAACCGCCAUCAGCUCGGAGAUGCCAACGUACGCCUACCUUCCGCCACUCUCCUCAACCUACCCCACCACCUUGCCGAGCCUUGUGCCGAGCAUGCACGUCAAAAGCGAGUACUACGCCGAGGAGGAUCUCAGCCCAUUCGGUGUUGGCUACGCUGCCAUUGGCGGGAUUGAAAUGCCUCAAGCCCACUCCUACUCCCAAUCAACUGUAAGGCUCCCAUCUCGCCAGCCCUACUACGCUUAG